ACCUGUACAACUGAAAAACCGGCUAAGUAACAUUCUUAAGAAAAUAAGCAGCACCCUAAACUCCUCCUACUGUAACUCCCGGACCAGUUUUUAGUUGGUGAAGUUGUUGAAGAGAAGAUAUAGCUUGGUGUUGAGAGAUACAGAAUUUUGAGUUUAGAAAACCUCAAAAUGGCAGAACCUACUUCACGUAAAAGUGAGCGUCUCGAUUCCUUCACUGAGGAGAGAUUUACGUAUUUUAAAAAAGAAGAAUUUGAAGUAGACUGGGAGAAAAUUUCCGAAAGCAAGUUCGGCCGUAUGUACAAAGUCAAGCUCAAGCUGUGGCGGGAAAAAUGUGCCGUUAAGACUUUUAUUAACUCCAGUGAUUACAGGAACAUGUUGCAGGUCUCCAAAAUAGGGAAAAUCAAAUUUAAAUACUUGAUGACUAUUUAUGGGCUGUGCAAAGACUCGAGCGUGAUGGAGUACAUGGGCAGAGGAUCCCUGGAUAAUCUUCUCACAACUCAUGCUCUUAUGUGGCCAAAGAAGUUCCAAAUGAUCCAUGAGGUGACCUUGGGCAUGAACUUCCUGCACAGCAUGAAGCCACCUCUCCUUCAUCUGAACCUCAAGCUAUCCAACAUCCUUCUUGAUGAUCAUCUUCAUGUUAAGAUUUCAGAUUUUGGGAUAAUUAAAUGGGACGACUCUUCUAACAAGACGGAAUUCAUUGAGCAUUUGGCAGCAAGGGGAAACAUUAGCUACGUCCCACCAGAGACUUUCAGCCUGAACGCUGAACCUCCUACUUCCAAAUAUGAUGUUUACAGCUUCGCCAUGGUGAUGUGGGAGAUUCUGACCCAGAAGAGGCCGUACUGCGGAAUGAACAUGACUGAAAUAUUGAUUAGAGUGACAUCUGGCAAAAGGCCCAAUGUGGAGAUGGUCCCAGAUGACAAGCCUCCUGAGUGUGAGGAGAUGAUCAGCAUAAUGCAAUUCUGCUGGUGUCAAGACUCCAGCGAACGGCCAGCUUUUUCUGAGACGGUGUGGCUGACUGAAGCUCUAAGUGAUGUCCUGAAACUCCCAGACAAGAUUCCAGGCAAGGAGAUAAAGAAGAGAUCACGUAAAAUUGAAAAGUCUCUGUCAGCCUUGCCGAGAGGAAACUCAAACGAUACACCCGAUGGACAUUCAGAUAAAGACAUUGUGUCUUACUUGAAACACAAGGACUUUGAAACCUUCAAAAAUGUCUUAAAGAAGGAGCAUGUCUCGAUGCUCUUCAAAAAUGACAACUCGCUCCUUCACUACGCCGUCGCCAGCGGCAACACUGAAUGCGUUAGGCUGGUGUUAAAUCAUGGGGCGUCAGUGAACUGCCAGUGUGCCAACGGAUACACACCACUUGUUGUCGCAUUGCUGAAGAAGUAUCACGAGACCUUCGGCCUGCUUGUGGAACAUGGUGCCGACGUCAACAUCCCUGAACAAGACCUGUGGACGCCGCUGCAUUUCGCCUCACAGAGCGGAGACGACCGUGCUGUUCGCCUCUUACUAGAUGCCAAAGCCACAGCUGAUGUGAAAGACAAAGAAGGAUGGACGCCUCUUCACCUUGCUGCUCAAAAUGGUCAUGAGAAUAUUGUGCGCCAUCUUCUCUCUCGCUUGAGCAAUGUAGACGAAGAAGAGGGACAAUCCGGAAGGACGGCACUCCACACAGCGUGUGAGUAUGGUCACCUGCGCAUUGCCAAGGUCUUACUGGCCAAAGGAGCUGACCCAAAUAGGACAGAUAACUCUCAAUCCACCGCUCUGCACCUAGCAGUUGAACAGGGCCACUUCAGGAUAGUACGGCUACUGGUGAAUAGCAAAGCAGACGUGAAGCGCAAAGACAAACGGAGUUACAGCGCCCUGCAUUUUGCAGCCCUCCAAGGCUUCACAGGCAUCUGCAGGCUCCUGCUGAGUCACGGCGAGGACACUGAUGUUAGGACGUGCCAAAAUUGGACACCCAUGCACCUGGCAGCGCUCAAGGGACAUUCAGAGACCCUGCUGGUUCUGGAAGAGAACGGCGGCUCUGUGGACACGCAAGGUGAAGGAGGGUGGACGCCACUGCACCUCGCAUGCCACCACCAACAUGAUGAAGUUGUCUCGGUGCUGAUAAACGCCGGGGCCAACCCAAAUAUGGCUGAGGAUGGAGGUUGGACACCGCUGCAUCUAGCGUGCCACAACAGCAGCUUUGCCAACGUGCUCUUGCUCAUUGCUGGGCACGCCAACGUCAACAUGCAAAACAACAGCAAAGACACACCACUGCAUCUGGCUGUGCAGUCAAGCAGUGUCCCGAUUGUCAAAGCCCUGCUGAUGAAUAGUGCAGAUAAGGACAUAGUCAACUGCAAAGGAUAUACAGCAUUAGAUUUGGCUCGGCAAGGCAGCAAUGAGGAGAUGAUGCAGUUACUGAAGCACUUAGAAGACUAGGUGAGCAAGGUGACUAGGAUAGACAGUCAAAGCCUACACAUAAUGGCAAAUAACAUCCGGCACUGGAGAAGGAUGAAGGGUUGCAUUGAUCUCGCCUAUUGAUUGCGUCUCUCUGCAUAUGUUUUUUUUGUUAAAAGUGUUCCUAUUGAUUUGGCUCAGGGGCAUUUUCACAAUGUGAUGAAAAGGCCUCCCUUAGGUAUCGCUCACCCAUUAUUGUGAAUGAAUUCUUCUAUGAGCACUUCCUCUAAGCUGUAUUUGGUAAUAGUUGAAUAUGGUUUCAGAGGACUUUUACAGUGUCACAAUUGUGUGAACUAUCUUUCACAGGAGUUUAUUACUGCGUUCACCUAGAUAUUCUCUUCUGUUACAAAGGAAUGUAGGUCAUUCAUAACAUUCCAUUCCUUUAAAACUAUGUACAGUACAUGUCAGAGAGUUCACAACUGCUUUGACUGCAUUCCUCCCUCUUCUACUCUACCUUAUAGACAGAGCCAAUGAGCUACAUUUUAAACAAUAACACUGUAUACUAUUGUUUCUUCUUCUGAGAAGCUUGUAGACUUCUGAUCUAAUGAAAAAUCAACAAAUCCUGAACAAACAACAGCGAUAUGCGAUUUGAUUUGAGUGAUAUCAUACUGAACACUUACUCACCCCUUGGAAACUUUUCAUAUGAAGCAAAUUGUUCCUACUAUCAAGUGUGAGAACAUGUUGAAACGUGCAGUGAAUACACAGUGACUCAUCGUAUCUCCCGUACAAGAGGAAUCCUGCCGAUGCAAUUUGAAAGGGCUUGCUCAGAAAAGAAUUCAUGAGCAAAAAUAAUCAAUAAAUUAGUUAUCUCUCUGUUCAUUUAAUGGAAGAUCAAGCAUCUAUCAUGCAUAAUAUACAGCCUGCUGCUGCUGCUGCUGUGCAGAGAAAAGAGGUGCUGGUAUGAGAACCAAACCAGGAUUAGUGUAUAAGAAAAGGAAGGAGAAGGCUGUAAGUUUAAGUUCUAGCACUUCCACAAUAUAAUGUUGUAGCACAGUAAGCAGUGUAAUAUGAAUCACAAUAAGAUUUUAAGGACAAGUGAUGAAGGUGACAUGAGGUGAAUUGCACAUUUUCUUAUCAAAUAAAGUUUUCCAAGGUACAAACGAUACCUCAUAGAAAAAGGUGUUUUUAAAUGUAUUUUUUUCUUAAAGCACACCUAUUAUGGUUAUGAAACGUGCCUAAUUUUGUUUUAAAGGUCUCAUACAUCCAAGGUCAAAAAACACUUUAAUGUGCUCAUAAUUUAAAACGUAGCAUUACCUUUUCUCCCCCGCAGUUUCAAAAACGACUCGUUAAAUGAUCCGUUCUAAAGGAUUCAUUCUAAACUCCUCCUUUCAGACAGCAUACUCUGCUCUGAUUGGUCAGAUGUCCCAGUCUGUUGUGAUUGGUUUACCGCUGUCAGCGUGUGUUGAAAAGGAAAUGCUCACUACCAUAACGACUUUCAGCUCCGUCUGUCAGGAGCAGCCGAUGGAAAACAGAGGCGGGGCUUUUUCUUACAAACCUAUGUAGGUUAGUGCAGGAAGAAAAGUCUGGAAUAACGACUCGUUUCAGCUGUUCAGAAUCGGUUCCUUCUUUUUUUAAUCAAUAACUCCGGUUGUUGUGCGCUUUGAUUUGUGAAACUUUGCAGACUUUUUACAUUCACAAACAGUUAAAAAACACACUACAUGAAAGAUUUGAAAUAUUUGAAAAACCAUAAUAGGUGUACUUUAAUUCAUUAAAUGGAUUGAAGGCCCUAGCCAAGGAAUUUAAACACAUGCCUCCACAUUUUUUUCAAACUAAAUGCAAAUGCAAUGUUGUAUGACCUUGACAUGUCAGACAUUGCUCAGCUCUGAGGUUUUUAUAGGUCGCUAUGUGCUCCAUAGAAACCAUGAUGAGUUCAAAAGUAUGAAGGAGCUGGUAUUACUGUUUGAAAGUGACAGGCUGUGUUUUCCAGCAUUAUUAUACAAGAGAUUAAUGUACAGUGAAUAUAAAAAACUCUACACACCUGUUAAGAUGGCAGGUUUUUGUGAUGUAAAAGAAUAAAGCUAAGAUAAAUCAUGUCAGAUCGUUUCCCACCUUUAACGUGAAACUGCAACGUAUUAUUGCAACGUAUGCAAGUGAAAAACAAUCAAACUUUUUUAGAGGAAAAAUUAAAAAUACAAAAAAUUUACAAUAACCUAGUUGCACAAGUAUGCACACCCCUAAACUAAUACUUAAUACACCACUCAGUGUUUUUGGGUGAGAGUCUAUCAGUGUGGCACAUCUUGACUUGGCAAUAUUUUCCUGCUCUUUCUUGCAAAAACAUUCUAGAUCCAUCAAAUUGU
Messenger RNA from Ictalurus furcatus (blue catfish), 4730 nucleotides. RefSeq names its product ankyrin repeat and kinase domain containing 1 (gene ankk1). The transcript has 8 exons. Gene Ontology annotation, biological process: regulation of cell cycle process; protein phosphorylation. Gene Ontology annotation, cellular component: cytoplasm. The record is from RefSeq and is a predicted model, not a curated record. The coding region runs from base 169 to 2415 and encodes 748 amino acids. Lineage: Eukaryota; Metazoa; Chordata; Actinopteri; Siluriformes; Ictaluridae. Gene Ontology annotation, molecular function: protein kinase activity; ATP binding; protein binding.